CCUUUGUUUUUGCUCACAUGUAUAAAAUGGCGGACAAAGAAGUGACACAGAAAGUAGCUAAAAUCCUCAGCUCCAAUGAAUCUAAGUUUAAAACAGUAGAAGUCUCCAAAGAAGUUGACCCGACAUUAGAUCUAGGAAAUCUCUUACUAAUUGAUCACCAACCUGUGGACUCCAAGGAAAUAGAAAGCAGAAAAGAAAAGUUUCUUCAAGAUCUUGCUCGAGACAAUGUACAAUUGCUGUUUAACAAAAUUUGGGAGUUACCUAUAGAAAAAGUUGAAAAUGUUGUUUGUGCCAAGCUCCCUAAUGGAAUAACUUUGCUUCCACGUGAAAAGCCGAUACCGAAGCCUAAACCGCCAACAAAAUGGGAACAAUAUGCUAAAAAGAAGGGUAUUGAAAAUAAGAAGAGGAGUCGGAUGAUAUGGGAUGAAGAAGCACGGUCCUGGAAACCGAGAUAUGGUUAUAAAAGAGGAAAAGAUGACACAAAGGAAUGGUGUAUAGAAGUUCCUGAAAACGCUGAUCCAAAUGAAGACCAAUUCGAAAAAAGAGACAGAGAAAAAAAAGAAAGAAUCGCUAAAAAUGAAUUGCAACGGUUACGAAAUAUCGCGAAAAAUCAGAAAGGUGGAAAAGGUUUGAUAAUGAGUACACAGUUUAAACCAACACAGAAAAAAGAUAAAGAGCGGGUGGCAAAAGAGAUCGAUGUUGCUAAACUAUCAACAGCCUCACUUGGUAAAUUUCAAGACAAACUUCCGAAAGAGAAAGAAAAUAAAAAGACAGGUUUAAAAAGGAAGUUCGAAUCCGUAAGCGGCGAUAUCUCGGGAGAGAAAAAAAGAGCGCUAGAUAUAUGGGAAAAACUAAACAAACCGAAUACAUUAGAUGUUACAAAGGCUGUGAAUAAACAUAUUUCAAAUGAACAAAUGAAUUCAAGUGGAAGAAAAAAAGGUUCAGGAAAAGUGAAAAACAAACGCUUCAAGAAGGGUAAACAAGCAACCAUGGACAAAAUGAAAGGAAAAACACUGGGUAAAGGGAAGAAGAGGAGAUAGAAUUUAUUUGUACGACAUCGUGGACUGCAGUAAACUAGCUAGCUACUUUUUGUAAUUUAUGCUUCUAUUUUUCCUGCCUGCAAUACAAGUGAAGCUUAGAAA
This is a messenger RNA of Hydractinia symbiolongicarpus, 1142 nucleotides long. RefSeq names its product ribosome biogenesis regulatory protein homolog. The transcript has 14 exons. Gene Ontology annotation, cellular component: nucleolus; preribosome, large subunit precursor; nucleus. The record is from RefSeq and is a predicted model, not a curated record. Gene Ontology annotation, biological process: ribosome biogenesis; endonucleolytic cleavage in ITS1 to separate SSU-rRNA from 5.8S rRNA and LSU-rRNA from tricistronic rRNA transcript (SSU-rRNA, 5.8S rRNA, LSU-rRNA); ribosomal large subunit biogenesis. NCBI's taxonomy places the organism in Eukaryota, Metazoa, Cnidaria, Hydrozoa, Anthoathecata, Hydractiniidae. Bases 18 to 1040 code for a protein of 340 amino acids. Gene Ontology annotation, molecular function: protein binding.